AUGCAAGUGGAUGUGCUGGAAAAUGCAAAAACUGGAGCAACAAGGACUGAGAAAAUCCUGAAAGUUGCCCUUUUUGUUUUCAUAGCCACUACGAUAGUUCUCAGUGGUAUUCUCGCACUCGCUGGGAAAAACAUUAUAAAGCUUCAUUCUGAAGAAUACUGUGUGACUGCUGAAUGCACUGAGGCUGCUGUUUUUAUGUUUAACAAUAUCAACUGGUCUGCUGAUCCAUGUAACAACUUUUUUGAGUUUGCUUGUGGGAAGUGGCUGAAGGAGAAUUCAAUUCCUGAUGAGUACUCAAGCUAUGGAACAUAUAAAAUGAUUAGCAAGAGUGUCAAAAUCAUGCUGAAAGAGUUGCUUCAAAAACCGGUUGCUGAAGGGGAGGAAGUUGAAGCCAUUCAGAAAGCAAAAUUACUCUAUCAAUCCUGUAUGAACGAGACUGCUAUAGAAAUGAACGAUAUGAAACCUCUGCUUGAGAUUCUGAAGGAUCCAGCUUUACGCUGGCCAGUGCUUGAGACAUAUAAUGGACCGGAGGGAACGUGGAAAGAGCAGGAAUUCAGCCUCCUUGAGACCUUGGCUGUUCUCCGUGGACAAUACAAUAAUAAUAUUCUCUUUACAUUUUCUGUUGAAGUUGAUAGCAAGAACUCUGAGGAUCACAUUUUAACGCUGGACCAAGGAUCUCUAUUCAUGGAAUCGCGGGAAGACUAUCUCACCAACAGCACGGAAACAAAAACUUACAGGGAUGCACUGCUGAAGCUUAUGAUCGACAUGGCUAUUCUCCUUGGAGCUAAUUCCACCACUGCACACGCUGACAUGGCCAAAGUACUGGAGUUUGAAAUUGAAUUAGCCAAGAUUGUUAUUCCAAAUAGGAACAGGACCAGUGAAACCCUUUAUAACAAGUUCACUAUAUUACAACUGCAAAAUACAAUACCUGGGUUUGAUUGGCUUCAUUACAUGAACAUGGUAAUUGACGAUGAAUUUAAUCCUGAACUUAAACACAUAAACGUGUCAGAAGAUAUUAUAGUGUACGUUCCCCAGUACCUCAAGGAUUUAGUCAAGCUGCUUCAGACUGUGGAUAACAGAACGGUGGCAAAUUAUGUGGUGUGGAGAAUUGUGUACAGGAGAACCAACAACCUGAGUAAACGUUUUCUAAACAGGCGUCUUGAAUAUCUAAAGGUGGUUAGAGGGAUGACUUCUUUAGCUGAACGCUGGAUCAUGUGUGUGGUCUAUGUUGACUAUAUUUUUUCGUAUGCUGUUGGAAGAAUGUUUGUUGAUGCACAUUUUCAGGAGGAUAAGAAAAAAUUGACCGAAGAAUUAGUUGAAGGUGUUCGCUGGGCAUUUCUGGAUAUAUUGGAUAAAGAAAAUGAUUGGAUGGACAAAGACACCAAGAACAAAGCUAAAGAAAAGGCUAAUGGAGUUCACUCUAAAAUAGGAUACCCCAGCUUCAUACUGAAUGAUACAAUCAUUACUGAAUCCUAUAGAAACAUUACUAUUUCUAGUUCAAACUACUUUGAAAAUGUAGUGCUGGCCCUCCUAGUCUUUGCUCAGGCUGAUUUUGCGUGGUUGCGACUCCAUGCUUCAAAAACAGGUUGGUUCACCAGCCCAACCACUGUUAAUGCAUUUUACAGCCCAACGCAGAACCAAAUCCAGUUUCCAGCAGGAGAACUUCAAAAGCCAUUCUUUUGGGGAGAACAGUACCCUCUGUCCAUCAGUUAUGGUGGAAUCGGUACCAUUGUUGGCCAUGAGUUUUCCCAUGCAUUUGAUAACAAUGGCCGCAAAUAUGAUAAAUUUGGAAACUUGCAACAAUGGUGGACCAAUGCUUCAAUCUCAAAGUUUGAGGAGAAAACCCAAUGCAUGAUAAAGCAAUAUGACGACUACUACUGGCUAACAGCUGGUAUGCAUGUAAAUGGGAAGAUGACCUUAGGGGAGAACAUUGCUGAUAAUGCUGGGAUUCGACAAUCUUUCAGGGCUUAUAGGAAAUGGAUAAGAGAGAAGAGAGGAGGCAAGGAGGAGGAUCUCCUUCCAGGAAUAGGACUGAGCAACAAUCAACUAUUUUUUUUGAGCUACGCAAAUGUUAGAUGCGAUAACUAUAGACCAGAAGCUGCCAGGAUUCAAAUUUUGAAUGGUGUUCACAGUCCUUCUGAAUUUAGGACAAUUGGAGCAAUGAGUAACUUUGAAGAAUUCAGCAAAGCUUUCAACUGUCCAGAGACAUCAGUAAUGAAUCGAGGAUCAAACGCAUGUCGAGUGUGGUAGAGGUUCUCAUGAAGGCUGUUUCUUAGACACUGCUUUUGAAACAAUGCAUAAAUAUUUAUGUAUUGCUUUUUAAUUUCAAUAUAAUUAAAUAAUCCCUAGAUCUAUAUUCUGGUGAAAUAUAUAGGGGUUUAAUGUACGCAAUUAUGUACUGUGAUUUGCAACGGGAUUCCUUAAUAAUGGAUGCAAUCCCUGUAUCUGCUAUCACCCAAUUUACAUUCAGAGCGGAUUACUUGUGAUCCGUGUGAUAUACUUCAAUUGCCGGAAGGAGUGGCAACUUGGAUUCAUUAUUAAAGAAUUGUGAUUGCCUGAUAGAUCCCAAUGUUGUUGUUUAUUCUCGUUUAUUUUAGGACUGCAGUGUCUCACUUCUUAACAUUAUUAAUCUGUGGUCUAAUUUAUGCGAACCUUAGAGUAUAGGAGUCAUUGAACGUGAUCUAGCGCUGCCAUUCAAGCAUAGUUGUUACUUUCAAAUCUAUUCCAAAAAUCCAUCUCAAAAGCUGUAAAACACAUUAAAUGAAGAAUGAAGGUCAUUAUGAAUGCGUUAAAACUCCUAAUGUCAAAAAAGACAUGGUCGUGAAAUUUGCUGUUUCUUAAGAGAAACAAAUGAAUUGUUACACUGAAUGAUUGGCACAAUGAUGUUGGGAGAACACUUUAUCUCAAUCUGAAUUAACACAUUGAGACUCCAGCAUGACAUUGACAUCUGUGGAUUUGUUAAGAUCUCUAGGUCUGGUGCUUUCUGGAUUUUUUUAUAUAAUAAAAAUUCUGUAGACAAACUGAACCACUUGAAAGCGUGCCCUGUUGUAGCUGCAAUAGUUUCAUAUUUUUGUCACGAGUUAAAAUGGUUACAUGAUUAUAAUAAUAAAAAUAAUAAUAAUCCUAACAUUUGGUAUAGCACCUUUCAUGUCAGGAGGAUGCCUCAAGGCACUUCACAGGAUUUACUUUAAAGUGGUGUGACGUGUGUUUUUGUGGAUGAAAGUAGUUUAUUGGGCAACAGCACAUUAUUGUUUUAUUUUUAUAUCUUCAUGAAAUGGUUAUUUCUGAGACUUACUGAAAAUACACGUUGGGGUCUAAAACAUGGUGAUUUCUAACAGUCAGGGCUCCUUUUGUACAUCACAUUGACCCAUGUCAUGGGAAUCCUCUUCUGAUUUUUCAAGGAAACACAAAUUGUUGCUAUUUGAAAUUGAGCUAUUCUAUGAAUGAUUUAAUGAUGGUGUUUUAAAUUGUCAUUUAGAAAUAUAAGUGAUAUCUUAUCCUCACUUGACAUUUUUACUCUGGAUUCUAACGCAUUCUAUACCAAAUAAAAUCUUUUUGAAAUAAGCAAA
Messenger RNA from Callorhinchus milii (elephant shark), 3569 nucleotides. RefSeq names its product phosphate regulating endopeptidase homolog, X-linked (gene phex). Gene Ontology annotation, cellular component: plasma membrane. Lineage: Eukaryota; Metazoa; Chordata; Chondrichthyes; Chimaeriformes; Callorhinchidae. The transcript has 22 exons. Gene Ontology annotation, biological process: protein processing. The coding region runs from base 1 to 2250 and encodes 749 amino acids. Gene Ontology annotation, molecular function: metalloendopeptidase activity. The record is from RefSeq and is a predicted model, not a curated record.